AUGCACACUGGAGAUGAAUCGAGCAAUUCUGAAGUCUGUGAGGAAUCCUUAAAUUUGUGUUCCAGCAUUGAGUGUUGCCAGUGUAAUGCUUUUGGCAAUAUUCUUCAUGACCCCUCCACAUGUGCACUUUAUAGAACAAGUGAAACUACACAAAACUCUAACAACUACAGAUGCAGUAACCACAGGGAUGCCUCUCUUGACUCAUCAAACCCAGAGAGACAUGAAAGCAUACACACUGGAGAUGAAUCGUGCAAUUCUGAUGUCUGUGAGGAAUCCUUAAAUUUGUGUUCCAGCAUUACUCAAGUUCAGGGACUCUAUGCUGCAAGGGAACGGGAUACCCAGGGAGAAUAUGAUGAACGUCUUGACACUACAUAUACUCUUUUGCAACAACCAAACUACACUGGAGAGAAACGAUACCAGUGUGGGAAAUGCAGGAAAUCCUUCAGUACUGCCUCGUAUCUCACUGUGCAUCAGAGAGUUCACACAGGAGAGAAGCCUUACACAUGUAAAUACUGUAACAAAUCCUUUACUGGGAAGUCAAGUCUUAAAAUACAUGAGAGAAUCCAUACUGGAGAGAAGCCCUACAAAUGUAAGUAUUGUGACAAAUCCUUCACCUCGUUGCCAAAUGUUACAGUGCAUCAGAGAAUACAUACAGGAGAGAAGCCCUAUAAAUGUAAGUACUGUGACAAAUCUUUUGCUGUGAAUGCAAAACUUAAAGAGCAUCAAAGAAUUCAUACAGGAGAAAAGCCUUACACAUGUAAGGACUGUAACAGAUCCUUUGCUGCAAGGACAACUCUUAUAGAUCAUCAAAGAAUUCACACAGGAGAAAAGCCUUACACAUGUAAGGACUGUAACAGAUCGUUUGCUGCAAGGACAACUCUUAUAGAUCAUCAAAGAAUUCACACAGGAGAAAAGCCUUACACAUGUAAGGACUGUAACAGAUCCUUUGCUGCAAGGUCAACUCUUAUAGAUCAUCAAAGAAUUCACACAGGAGAAAAACCUUACACAUGUAAUUACUGUGAUAAAUCCUUUACUGUGAAGUCAACUCUUACAGGGCAUCAGAGACUCCACACUGGAGAGAAGCCUUACAAAUGCCAGGACUGUGGCAAAUCAUUUCCAACACGCACACAUCUUAGAAGUCAUCAGAAAACUUAUACUGGAGAGAAUUCUUAUACUUGUGGGGAUUGUGGCAAAUCUUUUCCUGCAUGUUCAUUUCUUGGAACACGGAAGGAAAUUCAUACAGGAGAGAAGCCUUACAAAUGCCAAGAAUGUGGCAAAUCGUUGGCAAUCCGCAAAUAUCUUAGAGGAAAUCAUAAAAUUCAUACUGGAGAGAAAUCUUAUACAUGUGGGAAAUGUGGCAAAUCUUUUACUACAUACUCAUAUCUUAGAAUACAUCAGAAAAUCCACACAGGAGAGAAGCCUUACAAAUGCCAGGAAUGUGGCAAAUCAUUUAAAACAUGGAAAUAUGUUAGAAAACAUCAGAAAAUUCAUACUGUUGAGAAAUCUUAUACAUGUGAGGAAUGUGGCAAAUCUUUUGCUAUAUGCUCUUAUCUUACAAGGCAUCAGAGAAUGCAUAUGGGAGAGAAACCUUACAAAUGUGGAGAAUGUGACAUGGCCUUUGUCCAGAGAUUUAAUCUUAGAAGACAUCAGAGAAUCCAUACUGGAAAUAUCAGUAAAAAAAAAAAAUGUCUGUGA
Phodopus roborovskii (desert hamster) is the source of this 1695-nucleotide messenger RNA. Its product is annotated as zinc finger protein OZF-like. The record is from RefSeq and is a predicted model, not a curated record. Gene Ontology annotation, biological process: regulation of transcription by RNA polymerase II. Bases 1 to 1695 code for a protein of 564 amino acids. Gene Ontology annotation, molecular function: RNA polymerase II cis-regulatory region sequence-specific DNA binding; DNA-binding transcription factor activity. The transcript has a single exon. NCBI's taxonomy places the organism in Eukaryota, Metazoa, Chordata, Mammalia, Rodentia, Cricetidae.